ACCACCCGGGUAAGUAGAGGCCACGCUUCCUGGGUUCCGCGCCCUUUCUCGGCGUGACUUGUGGCCUUUGAUAUUCAACCCUCCUCCGCCAGCGUAGGCUGCAUGAGAGGGGUGCGGGCUCCCGCGAUCCUGCUCGGCGGAGGGCUUCAGGGACCUUUCCUUCGGGGUGCAGCAGAGGGAGGGCAGAAUCCCAGUGUCUGUCCAAACGAAGGGUUUCUGGGGUGCAGUUGCCUGUGGCAUUAGUGGGGAGACACAGAGUUCGCCGCCUGUCCCAGGCCGCGCUGCUCCUGGCGCUGCUGUGGAUGCCGGCGCUGCCGCCUGCGGCCUCCCGCCUCCUCUCGCUACCCCGAGCCCUGAUGUCCAUGGCGUCAGGAAGCCCCCCGGCCCAGCCCUCGCCCACCUCGGAUUCGGGUUAUGUUGCCGGCUCGGUCUCUGCAGCCUUUGUCACCUGCCCCAAUGAGAAGGUCGCCAAGGAGAUCGCCAGGGCAGUGGUGGAGAAGCGCCUGGCAGCCUGUGUCAACCUCAUCCCUCAGAUCACAUCCAUCUAUGAGUGGAAAGGAAAGAUUGAGGAGGACAGUGAGGUGCUGAUGAUGAUUAAAACCCCAAGUUCCCUGGUUCCAGCUUUGACAGAUUUUGUUCGCUCUGUGCACCCGUACGAAGUGGCCGAGGUGAUCUCGCUGCCCGUGGAGCAGGGGAACUCCCCGUACCUGCGUUGGGUGCACCAGGUCACAGGGUCAGCUUCCGACUCCAGCACGGUCCCCCCAUGAGGAGCCCCGUUCCUGCUGGGUCCCCCUCACGCACUUCAGUGCCCUCUGGCUUGCAGAGGAUGACAGGGCCCUAAUAAAUCCCACCUUUGGUUCUUUCUGCCUUU
This is a messenger RNA of Pipistrellus kuhlii (Kuhl's pipistrelle), 871 nucleotides long. RefSeq names its product cutA divalent cation tolerance homolog (gene CUTA). Gene Ontology annotation, biological process: response to metal ion. The coding region runs from base 303 to 767 and encodes 154 amino acids. The transcript is spliced from 6 exons. Lineage: Eukaryota; Metazoa; Chordata; Mammalia; Chiroptera; Vespertilionidae. The record is from RefSeq and is a predicted model, not a curated record. Gene Ontology annotation, molecular function: copper ion binding.